AUGGAAAGUGAAUUAAAGAUUGAGGGAAAUGCGUUGGUUAUUUUCCCUGAGAAAUUAUCGAAAAUUUCCAUGCAAAUGGCGACGAUUGAGGCACUGAAAGAGAAAGAUCUUGGAAAUGCUGCUUAUAAACAAAAAAAGUUUGAUGAAGCGCUUGGGCAUUAUGAUAAAGCUAUCGAACUUGAUCCUACAAAUAUGACAUUAUUUUCAAAUAAAGCUGCUGUCAUGUUUGAAAAAGGUGAAUAUGAAAAUUGUAUCGAACUGUGUAAGCAGGCAGUGGAUGUUGGUCGUGAACAACGCGCAGAUUAUCCUCUCAUUGCAAAAGUUCUGACACGAAUAGGAAAUGCUUAUAUGAAAAUGGAUCAAAUGAAGGAAGCGAUUGUUUGGUUUGACAAAUCGUUAUCCGAACAUCGGGAUCAGGAGUUACUCAAAAAGAAAAAGAACUUGGAAAAACUAUUGGCCGAAAAAGAAAGAUUGGCUUAUAUAAAUCCUAAAAUCGCUCAAAAAGAAAAAGAAUUAGGAAACGAACUCUUUAAAGAGGGAAAAUACCCUGAAGCUAUGAAACACUAUAACGAAGCCGUUAAGAGGGAUCCCGAUAAUGCCAUCCUUUACUCCAAUAGAGCAGCAUGCUAUACGAAACUUAUGGAUUUCCAGAGGGCAUUAGAAGAUUGUGAAACUUGCAUCAAAAAGGAUCCGAAAUUCAUUAAGGGAUAUAUAAGAAAAGGUGCUGCAUUAUCUGCUAUGAAGGAAUAUGCAAAGGCGCGAAGUGCUUUUGAAGCUGCACUCGCACUUGACAGUACAAAUGUUGAGGCUCGUGAAGGAUUAACGAAUGCAAUACGAAAUGAUGAUGAGCCAAUAGAACAAGCACGUAAGCGUGCCUUGCAAGAUCCAGAAGUUCAAGAAAUUUUAAGAGACCCAGGAAUGAGAUUGCUAUUGGAACAAAUGAGCAAUGAUCCAGGAGCCGUCAAAGAACAUUUACGCAAUCGUGAUAUUCUACAAAAGCUUUUAAAGCUUCAAGAAGCUGGUAUUAUACAAAUGAGAUGA
Messenger RNA from Dracunculus medinensis (Guinea worm), 1041 nucleotides. The record is from the annotation of a GenBank genome assembly. NCBI's taxonomy places the organism in Eukaryota, Metazoa, Nematoda, Chromadorea, Rhabditida, Dracunculidae.